AUGACUGUACAAACACCCAAUACCAAAGAGUCCAAUGGCGAGCUCUCCACCCCAUCGCCAACCCCAAAGCUGCGACUGAGGAACAUUUUGAACAUGAGUGACUUCGAAGUGGCCGCGUCCCAACGGCUCUCUCCCAAAGCUUUUGCUUUCUUUAAAGCAGGGGCGGAGGACGAGAAAACAGAGCAAUGGAACCGCAACUCCUGGCAGCUUGCUCGAUUCCGACCUCGAAUCUUGCGCCCUGUGGAGUCUGUCGAUUUGUCCACCACAAUCCUGGGAACAAAAGUAAGCGUUCCGUUUUUCAUUGGACCAGCAGGUGGUGGCAAGCUUGCCCACCCAGCCGGAGAGAUCUUAAUGACCCAAGCCGCUGCGAAGAAUGGUGUCCUUCACUGGGUGUGUAAUAUGGCUGGAUGCACGCAGGAGGAGAUGGCAUGCGCACGCGCUCCAAACCAGACCACAUAUUGGCAGAUCUACGCCAAAACCGAUCUGGAAGUUACAGAGAAGGAGAUCAGACGAGCUAUUGAGCUUGGGUACAAAGGCUUUGCGUUGACGGUCGACGCUAUUCGUGGAGGAAAACGUGAACGGGAUCUGCGAAUGGAAGCUGCAGAGUACGAGGCCUCACACCCCGAUGAACCCGAGGACGACGAAGAUGACACGCCCACGACUGGCGGAAUUAGUGCCCAACGCGGAGCGGUAUGCUCGUCUUUUGAUUGGGACUCGGCCAUUACGUGGCUACGGGGACUGACAGAUUUGCCCAUCGCCAUCAAGGGUAUUCAGUGCUGGGAGGACGCAGCCCUGUGCAUGAAGUACGGAGUACACCCCUGGUUGUCAAACCAUGGUGGACGACAACUUGAGGGAGCGCCAUCAGCGAUUGAAACGUUGAUCGAGAUCCGUCAAAAUGCACCGGAAGUGUUUGAUAAUUGUGAGGUGAUUGUCGAUGGCGGCAUCAUGAGAGGUGCCGAUGUGGUCAAGGCGAUUGCACUUGGUGCGAAAGGGGUGGCUCUCGGGCGCGCAUUCUUGUACGCAUUGGCAUUUGGAGAGACUGGCGUCAGCAAGGCUAUUCAAAUCCUCAGGGCUGAGAUGGAGACUACCAUGAGUCUCUUAGGCGUGACUCGGAUCGAAGAUCUGAAUCCAUCAUACGUGGCAAUUCGGGAUUCUGCUGUUCGGUCCCGCUUGUAG
This is a messenger RNA of Penicillium expansum, 1176 nucleotides long. Its product is annotated as Aldolase-type TIM barrel. The transcript is spliced from 4 exons. The coding region runs from base 1 to 1176 and encodes 391 amino acids. Gene Ontology annotation, molecular function: oxidoreductase activity; FMN binding. The record is from RefSeq and is a predicted model, not a curated record. NCBI's taxonomy places the organism in Eukaryota, Fungi, Ascomycota, Eurotiomycetes, Eurotiales, Aspergillaceae.